Molecule: messenger RNA, 7059 nt
Organism: Halichondria panicea
Lineage: Eukaryota; Metazoa; Porifera; Demospongiae; Suberitida; Halichondriidae
Product: complement receptor type 1-like
Exons: 31
Coding region: 33-6905 (2290 amino acids)
Source: RefSeq, a predicted model, not a curated record
ACAAAUUAUUUCAAUUCAAUGUAUGUAUAAGUAUGUGGUUGCAUGUACAUUCCGUCAUACACUUCCUGUUAUCAUCUCUAUUAAAGUCAGUUAAUUUGGACCAUGCAUGCAUGAACACAGACAGCAUGAAGAAGUUACAAGGUGACUGUGUCUCUUGGCUGGUACUUUUGACUGGAGCUGCUCAGCUCCUAUUAGUGUGUGGAGAAGGUUCACCUGCUGGAAUGUACCUGUCUUUGGGGACCACCACUUUCAUUAUGAAUAACACUGAGAUCCUCAUCACUAGCAUUGGAGAUGAUAAUGGGGGUAGUCUUCCCCCUCUCAUCUGUCACACUGACCUAAUGACUUGUUGUACACCCAAUGAGACAAUGAUGACAAGAGGAAUUGGAGAUUGGCGCUAUCCAAAUGGGGCUCGUGUUCCUGGUGAAUCAGGAUCUAACUCAGCAUCUCAACCGUUUGUGUCAUUGAGAAAUGUUCAUUCCAUUAAACUGGCUCGUAGAGACGAUUUUACUCCCCCUCCGUUGGAUCCAACUGGUUCCUAUUGCUGUAUUAUACCAACUACUGGAGAAGAUAUGACCUUCUGUGCCAAACUGGUUGUGUGCCCGUCUCUCCCUGCCCUGACCAAUGGAAUGGUCUUAUACAACGACUUAACACUGGGUGUGGACACUGUGGCCACCUACACCUGUGACAUUGGCUAUACUCUAACGGGAGAGGACACCACAACUUGUGGAAUGGAUGGGAACUGGAUUACAUCAGCUCCUAACUGUCAAUUACCCGGAACUAUGCCAACAGUUACUACUCCUCUGCCCGCCACUUGCCCUGACCUUCAAGAAAUGAACAAUAUAAUGAUUAUUUACGAUAUGAAUCCCAUGCAUAUUGGCUCAAGACCAGUGGACACUGUGGCCACCUACACCUGUGAUACUGGCUACACUCUCAAUGGAGGCACAACCAGGACUUGUGGGAGUGAUGGAGUGUGGAGUGGAUCAGCUCCAGUUUGUCAAGCCAUUGAGUGUCCUCCUACACCACCCAUUUCCAAUGGAAGCAUGAUCUCCUACGCCCCCGAUAAUACUCAAAAUAUUUCCCUGGGAACUAUUGCCACCUACAGUUGUAUGAUUGGGUUCUCCUUGGUUGUGUCUGAAGUUAGAACCUGUGUGGACGAUGAUGGAACUGACGCUAUUGGAAUAUGGGUUGGUCAACCACCAACUUGUGUUCCCAUUGAGUGUCCUCCUACACCACCCAUUUCCAAUGGAAGCAUGAUCUCCUACGCCCCCGAUAAUACUCGAAAUUUUUCCCUGGGAACUAUCGCCACCUACAGUUGUAUGAUUGGGUUCUCCUUGGUUGUGUCUGAAGUUAGAACCUGUAUGGAGGACGAUGCAUAUGGUGGAACUGAUGCUAUUGGAAUAUGGGUUGGUCAACCACCAACUUGUACUCCUAUCAUGUGUCCACCUCUCACUCAUCCCUAUGGCUCGGUAACCUACUCUUCCCUUGGACCAUCUUAUCCCUUUGGAACACAAGCACUAUAUGAGAUGAUAUCUUGUCCUGAGGGUACAGAGAAAAUAGGAGGAGAUCAUAUAAGGAAUUGUACUAGUGAUGGCAGUAGUACUGUGGGAGCGUGGAAUGGAGCUGCUCCCAUCUGUGCAGAUCAACCACUCUUUCUAUCACUCCAAGGAAUAUCCUAUACUACCAACAACAGUAACAUUCAAGUGACCAGAAUUGGAACCACAAACGACACAUCCUUGACCUGUCACACUGACUCAAUCACCUGUUGUAGAGGAAUACACAAUCCAGAUGGAAAUGCUGGUUUUGGGGAGUGGUUUUUUCCUAAUGGAACAGAGAUUGCUCGAAACAGAGUCACUGGUAGUGGGUUCUACUGGGUCAGAAACCUUCAGGCUGUCAGACUCUAUCGUCAAGAUGAUAUCCAGUCUCCAGUAGGUCGCUACUGCUGUAGAAUACCUGACAGUGGUGGAGUGUUGAGGACUGUUUGUGCUAAUCUUACAACAAACACUAUUCGAUGUCCCCCUGAUGACUCAUUGAUGGCUCCCACUAAUGGGAGUGUCUCAUACUCUAGUCCAGAGGAAGGUGGCAGCUACGUUUUUGGAACGGUGGCCACUUUCUCCUGCUUUCCUGGUUUUGGCCUCAGUACUCUUGGUACUAGAAUGUGCAAAGGCACUACAAUGGGAACCUUUAGUGGUUCCAGUCCAACAUGUGAUGCAAUAACCUGCUCUGUUCUUGCUGAACUUGUCAAUGGGACGAUUGAUUAUUCCCGGUCUCCUAACUCUGCCCGUUACAGUUACGGAACAGCAGCUAUUUAUCAGUGUAACCCCGGGUAUAAUAUAACAAGUGUAGACGAAGUGAGGACUUGUACUGGUGAUGGUAUGAGGUCAGUUGGAGAAUGGGAUACUACUGCUCCUCAAUGUCCACCUGUGGACUGUGAGACUCCUCCGUCUAUUAUCAAUGGAUCUCCUGGGAUACCAACAACCACAACAUUCACAGGGACAGUGACCUAUAGCUGUAAUGAUGGCUAUGCACUCUUUGGGAUUGCUACAAGUACUUGUCAGGCAAAUGCAACCUGGAGCAGACCACCAGAAUGCAGAGCUAUUGAAUGUCGCACUCUACUGGCCAUUACUAAUGGAGUCAUCACCUACGUUCCCGACAACACCUCUGGCUAUGAUCUGGGCACUGUGGCCACUUAUGCCUGUGAUCCUGGGUUUGUUCUGGACCUCUCCCUGGGGGGAUCUGAGAUGAGCACUUGUGUAGAUGAUAUGGACAAUGAUGCAGAGGGAGUGUUCGAUAACCAGGCUCCAAAAUGUGUCCGUAUCAUUUGCCAACCUCUUUUCCAUUACCCCUAUGGUAUGACAACCUAUCAUCACGAAAUUCCACCUUACUCAUACGGAACACGAGCAAGAUACAACGUCUCAUGCCCUCCUGAACUAGAGAGAAGUGGAGGAGAUGAUGAGAGGACUUGUACUGAUAAUGGCCAUAGUGUUGUGGGGGUGUGGUCUGGAACUGCUCCCAUCUGUGCAGCUCGAGGAGUUUUCCUGUCAUUUCAAGGAACAACCUACACUACGAACAACAGUAAUAUUGUACUCACCAGGAUUGAGACUACAAAUGACACAUCCUUGACCUGUCACACUGACUCAACCACCUGCUGUAGAGCUGUAGAUUCAUCUUCAGAUAUGGGUACUGGAGAGUGGCUGUUUCCUAAUGGAACAAGUAUUGUCCGGAAGAAGAGAGUACCUAGUGAUGGGUUCUAUUAUACAAGGUUUCAUCAAGCUAUCAGACUGUAUCGUAAUGAUGAUACCCGGACUCCACUGGGAACCUACUGCUGUAGAAUACCUGACAGUGGUAGAGUAUUGAAGACUAUGUGUGCUAACCUCAUUGACAACAACAUUCGAUGUCCCUCUGACUCGGUGAUGGCUCCCACUAAUGGGAUGGUCUCACAUUCAAGUCCAGUGGAAGGUGGCAGUUACAGCUAUGGAACAGUUGCAACCUUUACCUGUUCCACUGGUUUUAGUCUUAAUGGUACCUCAACUAGAACAUGUGAUACUGAACAGGGAACAUUUAGUGGCACAACCCCAUCUUGUAUAACAAUCACCUGCUCUGCUCUCACUGCUAUUGGAAAUGGAAAAAUUGUCUACUCUAGCGACAUGAUUAAACCUUAUAACUAUGGAACAACAGCUAUGUAUAAGUGUGACCCUGGGUACGAGAUAACAAGUGGAAACAAAAAGAGAAACUGCACUGGCGAUGGUACUACACAAAGUGGCGAUUGGAACGGAACUGCUGCAAUGUGUUCACCUGUAUCCUGUGGCCAAGUUCCUUCUGAUACUAAUGCAUCUCCUGGGACACCAACUCGACAAACCUUUGGAGGGACAGUGACCUACAGCUGUAAUGAAGGCUAUGCACUCUUUGGAAUUGCAACAAGUACUUGUCAGGCAAACGCAACCUGGAGCAGACCACCAGAAUGCAGAGCUAUUGAAUGUCGCACUCUACUGGCCAUUACUAAUGGAGUCAUCACCUACGUUCCCGACAACACCUCUGGCUAUGAUCUGGGCACUGUGGCUACUUAUGCCUGUAACCCUGGGUUUGUUCUGGACCUCUCCCUGGGGGGAUUUGAGAUGAGCACUUGUGUAGAUGAUAUGGACAAUGAUGCAGAGGGAGUGUUCGAUAACCAGGCUCCAAAAUGCGUCCGUAUCAUUUGCCAACCUCUUUUCCCUUACCCCUAUGGUAUGACAACCUAUCAUCACGAAAUUCCACCUUACUCAUACGGAACACGAGCAAGAUACAACGUCUCAUGCCCUCCUAAACUAGAGAGAAGUGGAGGAGAUGAUGAGAGGACUUGUACUGAUAAUGGCCGUAGUGUUGUGGGAGUGUGGUCUGGAACUGCUCCCAUCUGUGCAGCUCGAGGAGUUUUCCUGUCAUUUCAAGGAACAACCUACACUACAAACAACAGUAAUAUUGUACUCACCAGGAUUGAGACUACAAAUGACACAUCCUUGACCUGUCACACUGACUCAACUACCUGCUGUAGAGGUAAAGACAAGAAGUCAUCUUCAAAUAUGGGUACUGGAGAGUGGCUGUUUCCUAAUGAAACAAGUAUUGUCCGAAAGAAAGUCACUGGUAGCGGGUUCUAUUAUACAAGGUUUCAUCAAGCUAUCAGACUGUAUCGUAAUAAUGAUACCCGGACUCCACUGGGAACCUACUGCUGUAGAAUACCUGACAGUGGUAGAAUAUUGAAGACUAUGUGUGCUAACCUCAUUGACAACAACAUUCGAUGUCCCUCUGACUCGGUGAUGGCUCCCACUAAUGGGACGGUCUCAUACACUAGUCCAGUGGAAGGUGGCAGUUACAGUUAUGGAACAGUUGCAACCUUUACCUGUUCCACUGGUUUUAGUCUUAAUGGUACCUCAACUAGAACAUGUGAUACUGAACAUGGAACAUUUAGUGGCACAACCCCAUCUUGUAUAACAAUCACCUGCUCUGCUCUCACUGCUAUUGGAAAUGGAAAAAUUGUCUACUCUAGCGACAUGAUUAAACCUUAUGACUAUGGAACAACAGCUACGUAUAAGUGUGACCCUGGGUACGAGAUAACAAGUGGAAACAAAAAGAGAAACUGCACUGGCGAUGGUACUACACAAAGUGGCGAUUGGAACGGAACUGCUGCAAUGUGUUCACCUGUAUCCUGUGGCCAAGUUCCUUCUGAUACUAAUGCAUCUCCUGGGACACCAACUCGACAAACCUUUGGAGGGACAGUGACCUACAGCUGUAAUGAUAGCUAUACACUCUUUGGAAAUGCUACAAGUACUUGUCAGGCAAAUGCAACCUGGAGCAGACCACCAGAAUGCAAAGGUAUCCACAUUACUGGUAUCCAAUCUGGUGAGCCCAUCUUAAUUGGAGGUUCUGUUACCAUCACCUGCACCACUGACUCUCCUGCUGACUCAAUAAUGUUACUCCAAGAUGACCAACCCAAAGCUCAGCAGUUAUCAACUACCACCUUGAUGUAUACUAUAUAUUUUGUUACCGACAGCAUUCAUGGAAACAUCUUCAAAUGUGAGGCCCUGCUAACAGGGAGAACAGACACUUCUGAUACUGCCUUUGAAAGUCUCACUCUUUCUAUUAAAGUUCCCCAACAACCUAUUACUAUUAAUAUCAGAACAUCCAGUCCUUCACUAAUUAUUGGAGAGCCAUACAAUGUUACUUGCACUGUGUCUAAGUUGCCUGGACUAACUCGCACACCAACUGCUCAAUGGGUGAAUGUUACCAUGGAGACCGAACAAAUCGGAAUGCCCACUCUUAAUAAAGCUGUUCUCAUUUUUUCUCCACUGAGAAGCUCAGAUGCUGGCAUAUACUAUUGUCUGGGAAAUCUCAAUACUACUAUUCACUCUCAACCUCUUUCGAACAGCAGCAAUUUCACUUUAAUUGCACAAAUACCAACACCAACAGUGAACAUCUCAAGGUAUCCCUCUAGUUCAGCUCUGUUUGCUAAUCAUAGUGAGGUAACAUUUACAUGUCAAGUGUCUAUACAUGAAGAUAUCGAUACUCCCGUCAAUCUGAGCUUGACUUGGACUCGUGAGGUUUAUAGUGAUGAAGAUAAUACAACUACUGAAGUGAUCAUAAUGAAUAGUACGACCAGCACCGUUGAGAGAAGUUGGACUCUAGACAGUUUAAGUUCAAAUGACCAGAGAGUGACCUGCAAUGGAGAAUUAAGUACUAGCAGGUUUAUUCAAGGCAAUAGAGGCAUUGAUGAACACAUGUUAUCUGUUGUUGGUGUGUUUCUGAUAUUCAACGGCAGUUCAUUUGAUGACAACACUACCUCUGUACCAGCGAGGGAUGUACGUGUCAUACAGUGUCACUCUGACAAGACAGAUACAUUCGAUGAAGACCAACACGGAUGGACUUUCCCUAAUAGCACCAAGAUUACUAACAUCAGCAAACUGGCUGUUGCAACACGGGAGGGAGGACACCUGGCACUCACUCGAGUGGGGAACAGUUCCCUGCCAGCUGGAGAGUAUUGUUGCAAGGCUCAGGACGUAAGGGGAACUAGCCACACCCUCUGUGUGCAUGUGAACCCAGGCCCUACUCUCUAUGUAUUACCCACAAAACCAAAUGCAAGUGGCAAUGUCAUGGUUGGAGGAGUAGUUGCUGGGAUUGUCGUUUUGGUGGUUGCUCUACUGAUCAUUGGAGCAGUUAUUCUCAUUGUUGUCAGAGCUCGUAGAUCUGGAAAGCACACUUUCUCUGGCCUUACUUUUGGUGGAGGGAGAGUCAAGCGGAAAUCACCAUUCACUGUAAAAGUUGACCCCUUGACCCCAUUGGACAUACCCCUGGAUGACCACAUUGACACCUUGACCCCUGAUACAAAUAUGUAUGUGGGUGUGACCACCUUCAGCAAGGAACCAGAUAAAAAAAGUUGAAGGAAAUCAGCAAGGAUCUGCACUUGGUACAAGCAGUUCAUUUUACACCACUGACUUCCCUGCUCAUGUGGACACAAUGCACGAGGACACAGACAAGCUCUUCGAGACUGAGUACACGUCCAUCAGCAAGGAGCCCCACUCGCCCAACAACGAG